UCAGCUUGCUUUCUUCAUUCUUAUAGGAGCAGGCAGAAACAGUUAUAGCAAGACAAAGUCGGAGAGAAAAAGCCAUAGAACAGUAAGCAUGGAUACAUUCUUCAAGGUGUACUUAAUAGCUAUUUUAGCUGUUUUAGCACAGUGUCAGAUGACAGAGAGGAAAGGCAGACCGGGAGGCUGGCAUGAUGUAAAGGUAGACGAUGACGGGGUUCAGAAAGUGCUGCAGUUUGCUGUAACUGAACACAACCAAGAAAGUAAUGGAGAGUUUAUGAAAGUCAACAGAAUAGUCACGGCUAGACGACAGGUGGUGGCUGGAAUGAAAUAUAAUUUAAAAGUCGAUGUUUCCAUCUAUAACUGCCAAGUCUCUGAUACUGAAAAUUGCCAAAAUCCAGAAAAUUCAGAUCAACAGAAAAAAAGGUGCACAUUUGAAGUUCUUACAGUUCCUUGGAUGAACACGACCGAGGUGAAAAGGAAACGUUGCUAUGACAGGAUAUGAAGAUUUACCUUCCAAAAGAAUCAAUAUAAAUGCAUUUUUGUAGCACACAGCAUAAUUUCUAUCCACAUAUAUUGUUUCCAGGUACUGGAGUUAUAAAAACUGUCACAAACACCCCUUUUUAAGGCUUGUUAAAUUAAACUGGGCACAAUGUAACAAAACAAAAAAAGAAAAGCACCACUCAAUUUGAAAUUUCAAUAAACACUCAGUGAAUAAAAGUACUUGAUUUGAUACAAUGAAAGUCGUACAGUAAUAGGAAAAGUGGCUAUUGUUAUUUUUCCUGAUUGCGCAGAAUAAUUUGGACGCAUAUGUAUACUUGCACUAAAUGAUUGUACAAAAAUCCCAAUGAUGGGAUCAAACGAGAGCAAGAGAUAAUUAAUAAAAUAAAUUACCUUUUUU
Molecule: messenger RNA, 892 nt
Organism: Pelobates fuscus (common spadefoot toad)
Lineage: Eukaryota; Metazoa; Chordata; Amphibia; Anura; Pelobatidae
Product: cystatin-like
Exons: 3
Coding region: 89-496 (135 amino acids)
Cellular component (GO): vesicle; cytoplasm
Molecular function (GO): cysteine-type endopeptidase inhibitor activity
Source: RefSeq, a predicted model, not a curated record